AUUCAAAUUUGGCGGGCCGUAUUUCUGCCAUAGUCUGAACUGCUUCUCAGAGCGACAAGCAAGCAGUAGUUUGUUCGGAAAAGAGGAACUAACCGCCGGCGGAGACCGACAGCAGCAGCUUAUGAAUGGGCUGGACAGUGAUGCUCUGCAGAUUGAAACCAUGGCAAUACUUGUCACUGGGAGAGAGGAUCUUCUCCGUCCACCAACAGACAUCAAGAUGGGGAUAGAUGGAAAACAGUUCCGUUGACGGAAUAUACUUCCCUACACAACACGUACAAAAUUACUGGUUCAGCAGCUGUGGGACAAUCACAGAGACUGGGAUGAUCCAACUUCCACAAGAUCUUCUGACAGCUUGGUACAGAUGAGGAAAAAACAAGCAGCAGCCGGUCUAAAAGAGUCCCGUCUAAAGAGGGUGGCAGGACCAAAGCGCUGAAAAGAAAGGCCUGCUCUGAUGAUGAUGAUGGAGAAACCAAAAAGAGGAAGGUUGAACCAUCUGAGCCUGCAGAGCCCAUGAAGCCCACCAGAUUAAAGACGAUGAAGAAUAAGAAAGACUUUCUGAAGAAACUGAAGAAGAUCAUCGAAAAGAGAACUUCUCUCAGUCGAACCAACACCUCCUCGGUCAAGACCAGCGAAGAUGACUUUGAAGCUAAAUACGAGCAGAUGGAGCAGUUGGGUGAAGGCGGCUUUGGAUGUGUUUUUGGCGGCUUCCGCAGAUCAGACAACCUGCAGGUGGCCAUCAAACGCAUCGGAAAAGGCUUCGAUCUAAAUACAGAGGUGGAUGAACACGGACAGUUCAUUUGCGCGGAGGUGGCCGUCAUGCAGAAGCUGAAAGACCCACAGCUACAGUCUCCAGAUAAAGCCUCCCCCGUGGUUCUGCUGGACUGGUACGAUCUGAAGGAGGAGAUCGUCCUUGUAAUGGAGAGACCGAUCCCAGCCACAGACGUGAAAGUGUACCUGAAGAACAGAGGAGGCAUAGCAGAGGAAGAUGAAGUUAAGAUCAUCAUGAAACAGCUGAUCCACACAGCUGUGGAUCUUGAGGAGAGGCACAUCUUCCAUCGGGACAUCAAAAUUCAAAAUGUCCUGAUUGAGACGAGCUCCAGUGUCCCGCGUGCUCGCCUCAUCGACUUUGGACUGAGCUGUUUCACCAAGGAGACCUCCGUGUUCACAGACUUUGCAGGCACAUUGAGUAUUGCUGCCCCAGAGUCUAUGUUUGGCUCCGGCUACAGAGCAGAACCAACCACAGUGUGGCAGCUUGGAGUGGUUGGGAAUGAGGCUUUACAUGGAGUGGGCUUCAACACCAGAAAGUUUGCAAUGAAUAAGCUGAAGAUAAGGGAAGACCUGUCCCCGGACUGCCAGUGUUUUUUGAAAUCGUGUCUGAGGUCUUACCCUUCAUUCAGGCCCAAGCUGAAGGAGCUGCUGCAGCAUCCAUGGCUGAUAUAAUCUCACACACACACACAUGCACACACACACGCACGCACACACACACACACACACACACACACACACACACAUGCAUCCACAACAUAACAGUAACAUCUUAACAGAGCUGGACGAUGUGAACAAAAUAUCAACUCUCUGUGUUUUUGUCAUUUAUUCCAGCAGCUCUGCCAGCAAACCUAAAGAAACAUCUUCAUCAGGAAACCAAACAAGAGAACUUCAAAAGAAGGCGGGGUCACAUUUAGAUGAGAUUCCACUAGUGCUGCCACAAAACCACAAGAAGAAGAAAACGAAUAAAAAAACAAAAACAAACCGCAAGACACAUCUUCAGCUGGGGACCAAACCAAAAAGCAUCAUGAGAGGGCGGGGUCACAUUUGGAUGAGGAAACCACAUCAGUGAAACCAGGCGACUGGGUGUUCAUCAAAGAGGAAGAACUGGGCCAGCCCAUGGUGGGAAGGACCAUACCAAGUCCUUCUAACCACACCCACAGCUAAAGACGGACAUGUCGCCAUGGUGACCCCUAAAGGAAUCAGCCUCAAGACAAAGAAGAGUUUAUGUCAUCAAUACAGAGUCCCCAGAUGCUGGGGGGAUUCCUUCUGCAGCUCCUUCAACCCCUCAGCCAUCGGUGGAAGGGCCAUCUCUCUUUGAAUUGCCUUUCCAGAGGGUUCUUCCUGAAUUGGCCUCACAGGGAGUUUUACCUCGUCUUCAUUGAGAGCUUGGGUUGGGGGGCGGAGCGUGCACAACCACACUGGGGUUCUAAUUACAAUUGGGCAGCAGAAGUAAAGAGUACCCAUCACAUGUAUUAAUAGAUCAAUUUAGACUCCUUAAAUUAGAAAAUUAACUUUAUUUUAUCUAAUAUAUUUUACUUAAUUAACAGAUUAUAAACAGUGGCUAAUUCUAGUUUUCUAAUGCUAGUUUCUGCACAUAUAUUGCUAAUUUGUGGGCAGAAAUUGCUCAUUUGUAAUCACAAAAGUCCAAUUUGUGCACACAAAAUGCUAAUUAAUAUUCACAAAAUCCUACCUUUGUGCAGAAAAGACUGAUUUGUGUACACAAAAUUGUAAAUUUUCCUAACAAAAUACUAAAUUGCAUUUACAAAUGCUCAUUUAUAAGGAGAAAAUCUAAUUUAUGUGCAUAAAAUACUAAUUUGUGUAACAGAAUUUUAAUUUGUCUCAACAAAAUACUAAACUGUGUUUACAAAAUUCUCAUUUAUGAGGACAAAAUCUAAUUUAUAAGCAUUAAAUACCAAUUUGUGUUAUUAAAAACACUAACUUGUUGCCAACUAAACAACCUAAAGUGUCUCUGAUUAAAACUAAAUGACGAGAACCAAACCAAAUUGCCGUAAAAUUGUACAUCUUUGCUUCUGUUUUUUUAACCAUCAGGAAUUUCUGUAGUAAAUAAAAAUGGGACUUUUUACUUCUUA
This is a messenger RNA of Oryzias latipes (Japanese medaka), 2858 nucleotides long. RefSeq names its product serine/threonine-protein kinase pim-1. The record is from RefSeq and is a predicted model, not a curated record. Gene Ontology annotation, cellular component: cytoplasm. Gene Ontology annotation, biological process: regulation of mitotic cell cycle; negative regulation of apoptotic process; protein autophosphorylation. Gene Ontology annotation, molecular function: ATP binding; protein serine/threonine kinase activity. NCBI's taxonomy places the organism in Eukaryota, Metazoa, Chordata, Actinopteri, Beloniformes, Adrianichthyidae.